Scatophagus argus is the source of this 3597-nucleotide messenger RNA. RefSeq names its product zinc finger protein 271-like. The record is from RefSeq and is a predicted model, not a curated record. The transcript is spliced from 7 exons. NCBI's taxonomy places the organism in Eukaryota, Metazoa, Chordata, Actinopteri, Scatophagidae. Bases 329 to 2974 code for a protein of 881 amino acids. Gene Ontology annotation, biological process: regulation of transcription by RNA polymerase II. Gene Ontology annotation, molecular function: RNA polymerase II cis-regulatory region sequence-specific DNA binding; DNA-binding transcription factor activity, RNA polymerase II-specific.
AGGGGCAUAACUGCCUAUGUUCUAGCGGACCACACUUCACCAUCUGACUCACCUACCUAACUAACCGACACACCUCCUGAGAGCUUCGUCAUACAUUUCGCCGGCGUGUCAUGAUGUGGGAGUGUCCUGUAGCUACUGUGUGUCCACUGUUCGCUGAUAGGCCGACUUGGUUCGUGUACCUCUCAGCCAAUCACAAAUGUAAGUGGAGGAUUACGCCGCACCCACUGAUCUACAGGCCACAGUCGGACCUUUUACGAUAAGAACAGAAUGUGAACAUAUACUGCCACCCUUUCAGAAAAUGUAAAAUAGUUACGUGCAGUGGAUAAACAUGAUGGAACAUUAUACUUCAGAGGGGAACUGUACCCCUCUUCCUCCCUCUGCUCUGCGACUCCUGGUCCCCCCAGUUCAGUUGGUCUCAGCAGUGAUCUGGCAGACCGUACAACAGAAAGCUGUGGCUGAUUAUGGGAUGCUUGAGGAGUUUGUUUCCACUGUUACAGACAUUGUUCCAGAGCUUCUCAGCACCCACCAGAGGGCCCAACUUCUCCUGGGGCUCAGAGCACGGCUGAUUCUGGACUUGUGUAAGUUUGAAGCUACUGCUGACUGUGAGCUUGUUCGGCCGCACCUGGACAGAGUGCAAAUGCUCAUUGAGGCGUGGGUAAUGGAGCAGGCUGGGGCUGCAGAUGUGGAGGUGCCAGCCUCAGAAUUUGUGGAUCUAGUUAAAAACUUGCUGGAAUAUCCUGAUGAAAGGGAGCACUUCUUUCAGAACGUUUUCCCUGAAGAGUUUGGUCCCACAUAUGAUGAAACACUUUGUACCUUGAUGUGGAUCUUUCUGUCCAGACUUGAAAAGUUAUUUCCUCUUCAGACCUUCCAACAGGUUGCGUCCAUGUUUGGUGAGGUGUACCCAGUUCUCGAGGAGUGUAUGGACUCUGUGUCUCGACGUGAGGAGUUCAAACGCCUGCUGAAACAUCAGAAACACCAUAGCCAGCUGAAUCACAAUGAUGUUUCUUUGGAUGGUGCCUGCAUUAUUUCAGCCCUCAAACUUCCUUCUGUGGAAAAAACUGAGACAGAUAAAACACAAGCCAUCAUCUUGAAUAAUGUGCCAUCAAGUACAUCAGAUUUGGACAAUGAAUCUUUAACAUUGCCAAUACCUAUUGUCUCAGAAGAUCAGACAGGUGAAAUAAAGGUUGGUGAAACUGACUGGAGUCAUGAAGAAAGCGGAACAGCUGUGCUUUUGGGUGAUGUAACAAAACAGAAUGAAAAUAUGGGUCCUCAUCCUGAAAGUCAAGUGCAGGAUGUUUCUCACUGUCUAAAACAAUGCCAUGUUCAGCUAAAAAGACUGGACAUGCCGUUGUCUUUUCAGCGUCGACCCGUGAGACCAAACAGAGGCCUGAGGAUGAAAAAGAUUCUGUUGGAAGAGAAAAGCCAACUUUGUUUAGAGGCCCUCCCUGCCUUCAGAUCAGCUUCUAUGAAAGCAAAACCCUCCAGCAGGACUGUUUCAGAGAUCUCUGAUAAUAAGGAUUCAAGCAGCUUCUUCAAAGACUCAUAUAUGGCUCCUAUCACUGAAUGCAGUGACGAUGACUCGUGGUCUUACUACUCAGAUGAUGACUCUCAUAAGACUAAUAGUAGUAGUCCUAGUACGCCUGGUUCCUGGUCUAACUACUCAGAUGAUGAGUGCUCCGUAGUGACUCGAGCCAGGAGUUGUACCGAAGACGAUUUGUCGUCUAGCUGCUCGAAUGAGGAGUUCGUUAGUCCUAAAAGUGUAUCGGAAACCAGCAGAAAGCCGGGCAUCUCCAACGUCAAAGCUAGUUCUCCAAAAAAGACUCGGAAAUUCCUGUGCUUUAUCUGCAAGGAGCACGGGAGUAGCAGCUUGAGAACUCACAUGAAAACCCACUUCCCCACUGGUGAUUACGCCUGCCCACGAUGUGACAGCAGGUUUAAGCUCUAUUCGUCGUUCAAGCAGCACAUGACUCGGACCUGCUUUGAAUCCAUUCAGCAGCAGGUGGAUCUGGAGAGGCUGGACGAAACUAAGAACCUUUACAAAUGUGACAAAUGCGAAGAGGCAUUCAGGUACAAAGUUACUCUGGGAAGGCACAAACUGACCCAUAAUGAACUCUACUGUCAGGUGUGUAGGAAGGUGUUAAGAGACGCAGCAACUCUGGCAAGGCACAAGGCCUCUCACACCCUCUUUCAGUGUAACCGCUGUGAGGAGUCCUUCACUCUUUUCAAGCCUUUGCUCAGACAUUACCAAAACAUCCAUAAAAUCAGCAGGCCAUUUCGGUGCAACCGUUGUCCGAAAAUUUUAGCCAAGCUGCGCGUUUUAAUUGCACACGAGUGGAAACAUACGGGUCAUCUGCCAUUCCAGUGCACUCAGUGUGGCUUGAGGUUCAGAUCUGAUGCAGAUCUCAUUUCCCAUGAAAGAGUCCACACGAGAGAGAAACCCUACCUGUGUGCAGAGUGUGGCAAAACUUUCUCCCACAGGUCCAACCUGUUGCGACACUUGAAUUUCAUCCACAGUGAGUCUAGAAGUGAGAAAAAGUAUUCUUGCUCUCAGUGUGAGAAGUCCUUCAAAGAGAAAGGAUCCCUGAAAAACCACCAGAGGAGCAAACAUUUAAAUGAAUUUUUCCGUCACCCAUGUCCAUACUGUGGAAAGAUGUUCUCUGCAUCAAGCAUAGCUAGACAUAAAUUAAUCCAUACAGGAGAGAGACCUUUCAAAUGCACUGUACCUGAAUGCGACAGGUACUUCAGGUCAACGUCUGAAGUGAAAAGGCAUGUCCUUUUACACCAUACUACAGAGAGGCCAUAUAAAUGUGACAUUUGUGGAAAGGGCUUUAUAAAAAUGUAUUUUCUUAGUGUACAUGCCAAAGUACACUCAGGAGAGAAGCCAUUUGUCUGCCCUAUCUGUGGUAAGGCUUUCCCCAAGAUCUACAGCAUGCAGAGGCACAAAAAACUCGUACAUACAUUUGUAACGCACUAACCUCACUUGCUAGGAAUGUUAAGCCUAACAGCCAAAAUGACAAACAGGACAAACACUCGUUUGAGGUGGCACCAAUGACAUUCCUGUUACAUUUGUUAUGCUCAAAGAUUGACAGUUUUGGAAAUAAAUGGUCAGAAUUGUUAUCCUUAGCUCUGUCUUUUUCUUAAAUUUCCUUCUUUCUUGUCAAAACUCAUUGCCCAUUUUACACUUCAAAGUGUCCAGGUGUUUGGAACUACAACAGCGAUACUGUAAAAAGCUGAAUACUGCAAAUUUGAAAUAUAUAUACAUUUAUUUUUAUAUAUUUUAACUUAACUCAAAAUAUGCAUUUCUAAAGUAUAAAUUGUUUAUGUUUUGUGUUAUACAUGUUUUAUAUUUGUAUAUUUAUGUUUUACAUGUUUUUGAGAAGGAAGUUUCAAAGUGAAUAUCUGAAUGAAUGUUUUUUUGCUUUAUUUGUGAUAUUAGUAACUCGGUGACUAGGUGCUUUAGCGGAGCAGAACAAAAUUAAGACUGUGUGUCUUGAUAAAUUACCAAAUACACAAAGGGUGUGAUAGAAUUGUGCUAAUAAGUAAAAUAAAUAAAACACUUAAAUAAAUAAAUGUGAAUGAAAGAAAAACUAGAUUUUU